Messenger RNA from Neofelis nebulosa (Clouded leopard), 5534 nucleotides. RefSeq names its product coiled-coil domain containing 120 (gene CCDC120). The record is from RefSeq and is a predicted model, not a curated record. The transcript has 12 exons. The coding region runs from base 2518 to 4503 and encodes 661 amino acids. Lineage: Eukaryota; Metazoa; Chordata; Mammalia; Carnivora; Felidae.
CACUGGGUGUUAGAAUCAGGCCUAUCCAAUAGUGACAAUAACAACCACAAGAACAAUACGAGGUUCUCUCUCUGAAUCUCCUUGAUUCUGAGGACAGGCAGGGAGAAUGUGGAGAGUGAGAAGAUAACGUGUUAAUUCAGUUAUGUUUUGUUUUCUCCAUUUGUCAUAGAAUAGUGAGAUUUUGAAUAAUGAGAUACUAGACCCAUCUCAUUCAUCUAAAACGUUUACCCAAACCUAUUAAUAACAACACAAGCAUCCUUCAUUGUCCCAGUGUCUGUUUGGCACCUGACUUCUGAGAGGGAGAGCUUGGGUAGUUCAGACAGUAAAAGAUACCAGGUUAUAUGGAGGUUUUUUGGUUUUGCAUUUUACACAGUGAGCGGGGAGGUGAGGGACAAUGGCCCCAACUAAAAAAUAUAUUCAAAUCGAUUCAUUUCCCUGAGCUCCAGUGGCAAGAGUUGGGAUAGUAAGAAUACCGUGUUGUGUGAAUAUAUUUGGUUCCUGCAUCUUGCCUCGUAAGGAAAGCUCAGAGAGUAGAGGGUGCCAGCUCUAUCUCAAAAGUGCAUCCAGAUCCAUUCAGCUCUUGUAUAUGGAUAGUGAGUGUUCAGAGAAUUGAUCUGAAGAUGUUUGGUUCCUGCAUUUUUGAUGUUGAGUAGGGAGAAGUCAGAUAAUGAGGGAAAACAACUCUGUUUCAAAUAUACCUGGAUUGAUAGGGAGGGUUCCAUGUCUGGGUAGCAGGUAGGGAGGGUUUGGAGGCUGAGGGAUACGAGCUCUGUCUCACCAGUGCAUCUGAAUACAUUUAGUUCUUGAUUUUGGAUAGUGAGAAUUUGGACACGUUUAUUUGACGAACAACAGCUCUGCUUCAAAUUUAUCAGGUACAGCACAGGGAUACCAGCUUGGUCUCAAAAAAAUAUGCACACACACACAUUUGAUUGCUGAGUUUGGAUUGAGAGGAAUAGUUGUAAUUAUGACAGGGCACCUGAGUGACUUAGUCGAUUAGGCAUCAGACGUUGGCUCAGGUCAUGAUCUCAUGGUUCUUGGGUUCGAGUCCCCUGUUGGGCUCUGUGCUGACAGCUCCGAGCCUGGAGCCUGCUUCAGAUUCUGUGUCUCUCUCUGCCCCUUUCCUGCGCGUGCUCUCUCCCUCUCUCUCUCUCAAGAAUAAAUAAACAUUGAAAAAAAUUUAAUUGUGACAGCCAACACACAUCAAACACUUACCAAGGGCCAGUUACUGUCCUAAGCAAGUUUUAAGUGUAUUAAUUCAAGUCAUGCUCACAACAAUCCUGUGAAGUCCAUACUGUUGUUAUGAUCCCCAUUUUACACAUGAGGACAUUGAGGCACAGAGAGGAUAAGUGCCUUGUCCAAGCAGUCACACAGACAUAAGUGGCAGAGCAGGGUUGAAUCCCAGAGUUACCACUUGCUACCCCUACAUGAGGCCACAUGAGGUUCAGGUCCUGAUUGGGGUAGGGCCUAGAGGUUGGCCAUCUUCCAGGCUGUUAGAAGUCGUGGACCAGGGCAACGAUGUGUGCGGGUGAUUCUGCCCCGCCUGUCUGCCUGGCCCAAGAGGCCCAGUUACCUGCUUUCCCCUCCUUACUCCUGCACCAGGCCACCUCUGCAUGAGUUUAUUCUUGUUGUUAUCGACGGUCAUUAAUGACGUGAUGUGAGUUUCCUUGUACUUUGAAAUGCCUUCCAAAGUGACUCUGGCUUUGUUGGCUAUGUAACCAUUGUUUACCCAUUUUACAGAUGAGGAAACCUAAGCCUUGCUAUUCAUUCUACAUUGCCAGCUAGAUACCCUUGUCCCUCUCAGCUCUGGUUUUAGAACUGUCCUUCUUCCCAACAUUCUUGGUGUCCGCCAAGAGGCAGGAGAGGCCACAGCUGAGGGGACACUCCCCGUCAACACCCAGCCACCUACCUUAUGGCUGCUGCCUCCACCAGCCCUAAGCAGUGAAGCAGGGAGAAAGGGGGGGUGGAUGAAAGGGGCCUUUGUGUCCCUUGCCGGAAAUCUCACCCCCAGGAAGAAAGGUGGGCAGGGUGGCGGGAGGCCUCAAUAGCAUGUGUGUGGGGCAGGGCGUAGUUGCUGAUACAGAGCUCCCCUCCAGGCUUGGCCCACCUGCCAAGUGGGGAGGGAGGUUUCCUCACUCUGCUCUUUCACAUCACAGCAUGGGCUGCUGCAGGGGCCCGGGUUGGGCUUGGGCCCUGAGGUCACAGAGCAGAUGGUUCCAAAUGGAGCACAGGAUGUGUGGAGUAGCCUCUGUCUGCCUCCAACCCAGGACCCGGCCCCCUGAGUUCUGAGUCCACCCGCUCUUACGCCUCUGUGAUGAAUCAGACCUCUUCACCUGUCCAAGCCCCAGCUUCCUCAUCGGCAAGCUGGCUAUGAAGAGGCAAGACUCCUGACUGUGGCCCAUGGACCUCUGAGGAGGCGUCAUAAGUCCGCCCAGCUCCCUGCUUGCUGUGCUCCCACUCAAUGGGAAGGGAAUCAAGGCCUUGUCCAGCCAUCAGCCACGGCCUCUCGACAGCACCAGGAUGGAAGUCAAAGGUCAGCUGAUCAGCUCUCCCACCUUCAAUGCCUCAGCUGCCCUGUUUGGAGAGGCUGUCCCCCAGAUGAAGUCAGAGCGUCUGCGGGGGCUGCUCGACCGGCAGCGGGCCCUACAGGAGGCCCUGAGCCUGAAACUUCAGGAGCUCCGCAAAGUGUGUCUCCAGGAGGCGGAGCUGACUGGCCAGCUGCCCCCCGAGUGCCCGCUGGAGCCUGGUGAACGGCCCCAGUUGGUCCGCCGGCGGCCCCCUGCGGCCCGAGCCUACCCUCCGCCGCACCCCAACCCAGCACACCACUCCUUGUGCCCUGCUGAGGAGCUGGCUCUUGAGGCGCUGGAGCGUGAGGUGUCUGUGCAGCAGCAGAUAGCGGCCGCCGCCCGCCGCCUGGCCUUGGCCCCUGAGCUGAGCAUCGAGCAGCGCCGGCGCCGGCGCCAGGUCCAGGCAGACGCGCUGCGGAGGCUGCAUGAGCUGGAGGAACAGCUUGGGGACCUCCGGGCCCGCCUUGGCCUCCCCGUGCUCCCACCACCGCAGCCCCUACCCCUGUCCACAGGGGCAGUUAUCACGGCCCAAGGAGUCUGCCUGGGCACGCGUCUCGCUCAGCUCAGCCAAGAGGACGUAGUUCUGCACUCCGAGAGCAGCUCCCUGUCAGAGUCUGGAGCCAGCCAUGAUAAUGAGGAGCCUCGCAGCUGCUUCCCUCUGGCUGAGCGCCCCUCGCCGCCCAAAGCCUGGGACCAACUGCGGACAGUGUCGGGGGGCAGCCCUGAGCGGCGAACCCCAUGGAAACCACCACCGUCAGAUCUUUAUGGGGAUUUGAAGAGCCGGCGGAACUCUGUGGCCAGCCCCACCAGCCCCACACGCUCGCUGCCCAGGAGUGCCUCCAGUUUUGAGGGGCGAAGUGUGCCUGCCACCCCUGUCCUCACCCGGGGCGCUGGCCCCCAGCUCUGCAAACCCGAAGGCCUCCAUUCUCGCCAGUGGUCCGGCAGCCAGGACUCCCAAAUGGGCUUCCCCCGGGCGGACCCGGCCUCCGACCGUGCCUCCCUCUUUGCAGCCCGCACCCGCCGCAGCAACAGCUCUGAAGCCCUGCUUGUGGACCGGGCGGCUGGUGGGGGAGCUGGCUCCCCGCCGGCGCCUCUGGCUCCCCCUGCCGCUGGCCCCCCGGUCUGCAAGAGCAGUGAGGUGCUAUACGAGCGCCCCCAACCAACCCCUGCCUUCUCCUCCCGCACAUCCGGCCCCCCAGACCCUCCCCGGGCUGCCCGGCCUAGCUCAGCUGCCCCCGCCUCCCGAGGGGCCCCCCGGCUCCCACCUGUGUGUGGAGACUUCCUCUUGGACUAUUCCCUGGACCGGGGCCUGCCCCGCAGUGGUGGUGGGGCAGGCUGGGGGGAGCUGCUGCCUGCGGCUGAGGUCCCAGGACCCCUCUCCCGCCGGGAUGGGCUCCUCACCAUGCUUCCAGGUCCACCACCUGUAUAUGCAGCUGACAGCAGCAGCCCCCUCCUCCGCAGCAAGGAUCCCCACACCCGUGCUACCCGCACCAAGCCCUGUGGCCUGCCCCUGGAGGCCACUGAGGGUCCAGAGGUGCAUCCCAACCCUCUGCUGUGGAUGCCCCCGCCCACCCGUAUCCCCCCGGCUGGUGAGCGCAGUGGUCAUAAGAACCUUGCCCUGGAGGGGCUGCGGGACUGGUACAUCCGCAACUCGGGACUGGCCGCCGGGCCCCAGCGCCGGCCUGUUCCCCCCCACAUGGGCCCGCAACACCCACCCUUCCUCCAUGCCCGCUGCUAUGAGGUGGGCCAGGCGCUGUAUGGGGCCCCCAGCCAGGCACCGCUCCCGCACUCGAGGAGUUUCACGGCACCCCCUGUCUCCGGCAGAUACUACGCGGACUUCCUGUAUGCUCCGGAGCUGAGCGCUCGUUUAAGUGACCUGACGCUAGAGGGGGAGCAGUCCUCCAGUUCUGACCCCCAGACCCCAGGGACACUGGUCUGACCCCUUCUGAUAUGCUCCUUGUUGGCCUGGGCACGGAUUUAGUCUGGGGAGCACACAGCUGACCUCGCUGAACCCUGGGGUGUGGUUGCUCUCAGUCCUGGGGGGUGCCGAACCUGAUCUUCCAAGGCCCCUGGCACCUUGUGGACCCAUGAAGGUGUCUGACACCCUGUUUCCCCUCUCACACUGUGCUGGGAACUGGGGCCCUCAGCCAGCUUAAAAGAGGGAGGAUGGUGUAAUGGGGACUCUGAGCCCCUUCUUCCAUUUCUGUUUACAUUUGUGAUUUAGAUAUUCGCUGUCUUCCCCCAACGCUAGACGUUUUAUAAAAGGGAAACUGUGAUCUUGUCCUGGUUGGGUUCAUUCCUGUCCCCAUGCCCAGCCUGUUCCAUUCAGGAACCCCCUCCACAAAAUGGAUCAUAUAGGGUCUCAUGGCCCUGUUUGGGGCAGCCAGGAGACUCUGGUGUGAACAGAACCCCCUGCCACCCCCCACCAGGGCAGUUAUUGGGGAGGUGGGCUCUCUGCCUGCAGUUGGAAAGACUGAAGUCUGGGUAGGGGGCUUGGGUUCAUUUUCCUACCCCCAGGGGUGCCGGAAGGAGCCCCAGUCCCUGUCUGCCUGUCUGUGCCCGCUGCCUCUGCCCACAGGACUAGAUGGCCCAGCGUUUGGUGGCAGCCUCUGCCCUAUCUAUCCCCAGUCAGGAAGCCCUGCAGGAGGGGCCAGAGGGCAGAGCCAUCAGGUGUGUUGUGUCCUGGGAUGCUGCGGUGGUGGAAUCUGGCAUCUGGUGGAUGCCAGUAAAAUCCUCAGGUGACGUCUGGCCACAGGCUACGUCACGUCUUCCUUGGCUUUCGUUCCAUCCACCACUUUUUAAAUCUAUACAAGCUGUGUUUUCUAUGAUACCUAUCUGUGACUUUCUGGAGCUGGGGGUCCCCCUACCUCCUUUACCUGGUGUUAAACUUUUCUUUUUCUACCAAUGGACCUGGGCCCAAGACACUACCCACACUGGAAGGGGAUUUCUAUAAUAAAUGUGUAAACUGAA